Molecule: messenger RNA, 1876 nt
Organism: Seriola aureovittata
Lineage: Eukaryota; Metazoa; Chordata; Actinopteri; Carangiformes; Carangidae
Gene: ciz1b
Product: cdkn1a interacting zinc finger protein 1b
Exons: 14
Coding region: 466-1695 (409 amino acids)
Cellular component (GO): nucleus
Molecular function (GO): nucleic acid binding; zinc ion binding
Source: RefSeq, a predicted model, not a curated record
ACUGUAAUUAAGUUCAGUUUUAUAUCGUUACUCCGACAGCAGCUCUGUCUGUAGUAUCUGCCGAAGAGCCGGGAGAGAGAAGACGAGCCGCUUCGUCCUGCUAACGUCACCUAAACACGGGACGUGCGAGAUCUGUAUUAGAAAUCUGCGCAUUUAAAGUUUGUUUGAUUAUCAACACAGAAAACCUCUUUAUGUAACACAAACUAAAUAAUUUUAAGAGUCUACAAGUACCAGUAUUAAAUUCGGCUUAGGUGUCAAACAGCGUGCAACAGUUUUGUGGGGUUUAAUUCACGAAAGAGGAGAAAGUCAUGUCUGAGCCUCAGCAAAGAACCGAUCAGAUGACUGCACUAAAAUCUCGUUAUAUCUUAACGGAGUUCUCUACACGCGUUUAUCGAGGAAGUGGCGGGUUUUUAGGGUCUGUGUUGGUGCACAGAGGUCAAAGGUCAACGGGUACCAGCCUUCAUCAUGGUCAAACAGCAGCGGAGGGCAGACAGGUGUGUCCUACCUGCAGCAGGUCACAGUGUGGCGCAGGUUCGAUUCCCAGUUGUCCCUGUACAGAGGAGACAGCCAUCACCUCAGCAGGUGGCGGGCAGGAAGUGGGCGGGCUCAGUGACAGGAACUGACGGUCGGCAGUUCUGCAGCAGCUCCAGCACCACAGAAGAAGAGAGAGGAGAUGCGCAUGGAGACCCAGGACCUGACGGAGGUUCAGGAGAGACGAAGAGGGCGAGACUGGACGGAGCUGAGGUGUCAGCUGCUCCGGUCCCAGGGUCAUGUGAUCAACCAGGAAGUGAGAGCUGCUCCACAGCAGACGGCGUUGCUCCUCCCCCCGACCAGCAGGAGUCAGCAGAGCACAGCGAGGACAGCAGAGCAGCCGAGCUGCAGAGUGUGGGGUCACUAAAGGUCACCAUCCAGCAGCGCAGUGAGAGCAGGGAAUUUGGACAGACGGACAGACAGACAGGUGGACUCCACUGUCACGUCUGUAACCUCACCUGCCGUUCUCUGCAGGUGUUUCAUGAACACAUGUCAGGAGCAGAGCACAUGAAGAAACUGCAAGAGAUCACACACUCCAUCUGCCUCAAUACACACACAUUCCAGGACAGGGGGCGUCGGCCUGACGCUCGGCGCUGGUGCGACACCUGUCAGACUCACUUCAGCGGUGAUGUCAUCAUCCACCGACGGAUGAAACAACACAAGAUGUGUAAACAGCUGUGUCGGCCCUUCUGUCCGGUGUGUAAACGUCACUUCAGGACUCCCAGGAAGUUUGUGGAGCACAUGAAGUCUCCAGAACACAAACAGCAGGUGCACCUGCAGGAGGCUCAGGAGGAGGAGCUGAUCACUGUGGACGCUGUCGGCUGCUUCGAGGAGGAGGAAGAGGAGGAGGAGGAGGAGGAGGAGGAGGAAGUAGAAGUAGCUGAUGAUGAGGAGGAAUGGGACGAUGAAGGAAAAGAGGGAACAGAGGAGAAAGUGUUGGAGACAGCUGACACAGAGGAAUAUGACCCUCACUGUACAUACGGAAGUAGUUUUGUGGUUCCUGUGUCUGGGUUCCUGUGUCAACUCUGUAACAAGUUCUUCCACAGAGAGACCACAGCUCGACACACACACUGCAGGACACGCACACACUACCUCAACCUGCAGAGGAGAAACGCUGACUGUGAUGGAGGGAUGAAGACAGAUGACACACCUGCUCCGACUUGACCUGCUCACACUAUCCCAGGAUGCAUCUGUGUAUCCAGGUGAUGGACUGAUGAUGAUGUCAUCCUGCUGUCUGAUCUACAUGAGGCACCAAACAUUUUUUUGUUCUCGAACAUGGACUUGACUGAUCAACAGCUGGAAAUUUAUUUAACUAUUAAAUCAAUCAGCGUCGACAGGUCGCUCA